AGUCUGGAAACGGGAGACCUAAUUCUUGCAUUCUCUGAAAACGGAAACGAUUUACGUUGAAUUACUAAAAUGGAAAAAGCAAAAGCUCCAAGUGAGGAGAAGAGUGUCCCCGUUUGUCCAGUUAAUUACAAACAAGUUGAAAAAGCAACAGAUAGAGUGUGGCAAAAUGUAGAUAUGUUGAAAGAACUUCUAAACGUUGAAAAUUGUAAUCAAACACCGACGAUGCUGAAUAAUUGUACACAAGUUCACGUUGGACCAAAAAUUGAAAUUCAUUUUGAAGAAUCGAAAGCAAAUUCAUUAAAAAAAGAAGAGGAAGUAAGAGAUGCAAUGCUCAAGAGUUGCUGCCAGAUGCUGAAAAACAAAUACAAGACAUACUUUUCUUACAUGAGGUCCUUUUUGUGGGAGGGCAAAAGGAAAGAUUUUCCAUUAAAGGAUUAUUUCGUAGAAUUGACUGUAGAGAAAGCAGAUUUAUUUGGAAAAAAUAGCGAAGAGAAAAUAAGCCUGAAUGAGAUGUUUUCCAUUAAAGAAGACGGACACCAAACUAUUUUAAUUACAGGGGAUCCCGGUUAUGGCAAAUCUACUCUGUGCAAGAAAAUUGCGUACGAUUGGGCAACCACUGAUUACCUCAAACACUUUGAUUUAACUUUUAUUGUAAUUUUACGAGAAUUAGGCGAUAAAAGUGUAAAGGAUGCCUUACUCGAUAAUAUGCAUAAAUAUUCGUUAAUUAAUACAGAUUGGAAGUUUCAAGACAGGCAACGGAACAUUUUAGUGAUUUUGGAUGGGUUAGAUGAAAUUGUAGAAAAAUUUAAAAUUCUGAAAUUUAUAAGAGAAGAAUCUUUUUAUAUUACUUAUCAAAUGACUAUUGUGGUUACGAGUCGACCUCAAGCAGCUGAAGACAUCAGGGAAGACAUGAACAUGAGACUUUCGUUACAGGGAUUUCCUCCAGAGCAUCAAAAAAAAUACAUUCAAUUAAUGUUUAGAGAAGACGAAAGUAAAGCGAAGGAACUGUCUUGUGCACUGAAAGAAAACGAAUUUUACGAAGAAAUAUCAGAAUGUCCUCUGAUGCUGCAUAUGUUGUGUUGCCUUCAUCAGAAUGGAGAAAUAGAAAAACUUGAAACGAUGACUGAUUUAUACAUCAGAAUAUUUACUCUUAUAACCGAACGUUAUGUUAGAAAAACAAAUCAGCAGGGAAAGUUUAAAAAAGGAAAAUACUUCGUGGGAGAAAACUUGCUAUUGAAAUUGGUAAAAAUAAAAAAUAUCACCUCAGAACUCUUGACGGAUCAAUUUCCGAAAGAAGAUGAAUACAAUUUUAUCAUUGGACUGGACAUUCUCGUUCUCGAUUCAUUUUUUGAAUGCGAUAAUAGAAUUCAAUAUAGUUUUCUGCAUCGCACCUUUAAAGAAUUUCUAUCAGCUUUAUUGAUGUAUCUCGGAAAUGUUUCAUUUCCAGUUUAUAUUUUAGAAAUGGAAUUAUUAUUUUUAUUGGGAUUUUAUAAGGAUAAACCUUUAACCAAACAGUUUUUAACAUAUUUAGAGGAACAAAUGUUUCCACCUCAACUCAUGCUUCGAGUUCACAAAACACUCAAGUUGAAAGCAAAUUGGGAACAAUUUUGUUUUCAUUCCAAUGUGUUAAUUAAUUUUUCGAAAUACGUUAUUUAUUUUUUAAAGCUGUUAAAACUGCAUGAAUUUAAAGAAGUGUACAUCUAUUUCGGUGAGAAACCGGAUAAAACUGAGAAUAAUUCAAUUUAUUACUUGAACAAUUGUACUUCUCCGAAUAAUUUGAAGAUUUUUCUUAUCUUCGAAGCUAGCAGACCGUUUUGGGGAAAUAAAUACGAUAUCAGAAAAUCUGUUUCAUGUCAUCUCAAUUUGCUUGAUAAAAAUAACACAAAUAAUUUGGACAUUUUUCUUGUUGGAGUAAAAAUGUUUGUCUGCGGUCCAUUAAUCAGAUUCAAGAAAGUAAAUCGUAAUUUGAAUUUGUCUGGUGGUGCACUGAAAUUAUUAAAUGUAAGUGAAAACGCAGAAUUGAUUUCACUAGAAUCUGAAAUAGCCGGAAAAUUUUCUAUGAGUUUUAUUAUUUCAUUGGAGCAAUACGAAACUCUUCGUGAUCGUAUUAUGAUUUCAGUCUGCCCUUAAGCAGAAUUGAAAAUUUGUAAUGAUGUAGAAGACUAUAAAGAUAUAUAUAUAUCAGGGUUUUACAUGGAAGAAUCGUCUAAUUUUUUAACGACGAAACUGCAAUUAAUGAAAUGAGUAAGCUGAAAUGUUAAACAAUGCGAGUGUUCGAUUAAAAUAUCGUUGUGAGAAUAUAACUUUCAAUAGUUGUUCCUCUUGUGAAUAGAAAAGGAAAUGAAAUUUGUAUAGUUACUUAAACACUAUGGUAGCAACUACUGUAUUCGAAACAAAUUGUUUAUUGCAUUAAAUUAGGAAUGAAAUCACAAGUUUAAAUAUGAGAGCGGUAUGUAAUUGACGUAUAACAAUUACAAGCACUUUUGUAUUGUACUGAUAAAUAAUGAAAAUAAACGAUGUGUUACUUAAAGUGUGUUGUAUUCUUAACAAUUGUUAAGGCUUGAAAACGAAUACGAAUG
This is a messenger RNA of Centruroides sculpturatus (bark scorpion), 2579 nucleotides long. RefSeq lists its product as uncharacterized. The coding region runs from base 70 to 2130 and encodes 686 amino acids. The transcript has 5 exons. Lineage: Eukaryota; Metazoa; Arthropoda; Arachnida; Scorpiones; Buthidae. The record is from RefSeq and is a predicted model, not a curated record.